Messenger RNA from Scylla paramamosain (green mud crab), 3820 nucleotides. Its product is annotated as dipeptidyl peptidase 8-like. The record is from RefSeq and is a predicted model, not a curated record. The transcript has 17 exons. Lineage: Eukaryota; Metazoa; Arthropoda; Malacostraca; Decapoda; Portunidae. The coding region runs from base 160 to 2754 and encodes 864 amino acids. Gene Ontology annotation, molecular function: serine-type peptidase activity; dipeptidyl-peptidase activity. Gene Ontology annotation, biological process: proteolysis.
GUGUGGCGCGACCCCCAGUGACUCUCGAGACCGGUGAGCGGUGGGACAGCUGUGCGUGACCAUCCCGUGAGUCAACAUUGACCUCCUCACAUCGGCUUCGUUGCCCUGCUCUCCUGAACAUGACCUGAGAGAGAGAUCCAAACCAGUGGAUGAAGAACGAUGCCAAGGAUAUCCCCAGGUGGUGGAGGGGUGUCUCGGGUGGGGCCUGUGGCAGGAGGAACUUCCCACAGUUGGAAGGAAGUACAUCAGAGGGUAAGGGAGUUGCGGCGCACUUUCCUUCACCUCUCUGUGAAGACGCCAACCGAUGUGACCUUCCGACGGGUUGGACCAUCUAUGCUGCGGUGCUACUUCCUCCUUUCACCUGGCCAGGGAAGAGAAUCAACUCUGUUCUAUGCAGAUAUAAACCUUGAAGCUGUAAGUAACAAGCAGGCUUGGGGCAGCAGGAUAGUAUACCAGGAAGUACUGGAUUCAUUCCAGUCCUUCCUUUGGAGGAACAUGUCCCGUGAGGAGCUGCUGCUAAGUGAAAGAAGGCGCAUUUCUACCUGGGGCAUCACAAACUAUGAGCUCCAUCCUCCAUCUGGCACCCUGGUUUUCCCUGCCUCCUCCACUAUCUUCCAGUGUGUACACCCUGAAAGGCCGAAUGGUCCUGUGAGUCCACGGGAACUUCCCAGCUGCCAGGUUUGCCUCAGCCCGCAGAUAUGUCCAGCCAACCCAAACCUCAUUGCUUUUGCUGCACGAUAUGAUAUUUACCUGUACAAUACUAAAACAGGAGAGGAGAAGAGAGUGACACAUGUACACAGUGGAAGUGGGCGGCUGGAGUAUGAUCCCAAGAGUGCUGGCAUGCCCUCUUAUGUGAUGCAGGAGGAGUUCUCACGUUAUCAAGGAUUUUGGUGGCAGCCUGUGUCCUCUGAUGGAGUAUAUCGGCUGCUAUAUGAAGAGGUGGAUGAAAGUGAAGUGCCGAUUGUCCAGUUCAUCCCCCCAGAUGACUCAGCUGGCAUGUUAGAUGAAUUUAGAUUCCCUCGCGCUGGCCUGGCCAAUGCAGAAUCCACCUUACGACUCCUUGAAGUAGAGAUAGGAACUGCUGGGGAACUUUGUGUCACCACACGCCAUCUACGUCACGAUCUCAAGCAACUAGCACCAUGGCACGAGUACUUGGUACGGGUUGGAUGGGUACCUAAUGGGCAACAGAUAUGGUGUCAGUUGUUGGACAGGAGACAACAGAAGUUGGAGCUUAUUCUGCUCUCCUUGUCUUCUUUCACGGGGAUCAACUCAUCUCCCUCCACCUCUACUACCAAUAGUGCCACUACAAUCUCCACAACUACUAUGACCACUACCACCUCUACUACAACUACCACUGCAACCACCCAAUCAGCUCCUCACAUGGCCCCUCAUCUGAUGAUUUCUCAACACUCCAAUACAUGGAUUGAUGUGCACAACUUAUUGUAUUGGUGGACAAGCCAAAGUGAUCCCACCCAGCGUAUGGUAGUCUGGGCCAGUGAAGAGUCUGGAUUCCGUCAUCUCUACCUCCUCCUUUACCAGCUAUCAUCAGAUGACCCACCACCUCCUGAGGACCAGGGUCUGGUCACUGCACAGCUCAUUCAGAAGAUUCCUUUGACAAGUGGUGAAUGGUCUGUAACAGGAACAGGGCUGUGGGUGGAUGAGGGGCGGGGAUUAGUGUACUUCACUGGACUGCGGGACUCUCCUUUGGAGAACCACUUAUAUGUUACUUCCAUUUCACAUCCUGGCAUAAUCCAGCGUCUCACCCAGUCUGGGUUCUCCCACCAGGUGGCACUUGACCAGGACUGCACUGUGUUCACCACAGUGUACAGCAGUGUUGAGAUGCCUUCCCAGAGCCAGGUGUUUCGCAUCACACCUCUGGACACACCAAAUGGCAGUGGGCAGCUGGUGUGGGUCAUUGCCUUGGGAGACCUGGUCAAUGAACCAUUGUCUGAAGGAUUGCGGGAGAUCAAGUCACUAGUGGUACCCGAGGUGUUCACCACCAGGAUAGCCAGUGGGGAUGUGGUUUACUCCAUGGUAUUUAAGCCUCAUGGAUUCACUCCAGGCCGCAAGUACCCCACAGUACUGUGCAUCUAUGGGGGACCCCAGGUGCAGCUUGUCACUAACACUUUUAAGGGCUUCCGCCACAUGAGAACACACAUGCUUGCAGCAAAUGGGUUUUGUGUAGUGAGCAUCGACUCUCGAGGAUCUGACAACCGUGGUGUCUCCUUCCAAGCCCAUCUCAUGAAUCGAAUGGGGACAGUGGAAAUUGAUGACCAGGUUGAAGUACUGGAGCUGCUUGCUGGACAGUGUGAAUACUUGGACUUAACUCGCCUAGCUGUCACAGGUUGGUCUUAUGGAGGAUACUUGUCCCUCAUGGCUCUGGCUCAUCGUCCAGAUCUCUUCAGGUUGGCAAUUGCUGGGGCUCCUGUGGUAUCUUGGGGCUUGUAUGAUACUGGUUACACGGAACGCUAUAUGGAUCUACCGAGUGUCAACCGAGAUGGGUAUCGUGCCGGCUCUGUUCUCUCCUAUGUCAACAACUUGCCUGAUGAGGAGAACCGUCUUCUCAUUGUGCAGGGAAUGAUAGAUGAAAAUGUGCACUUUUCCCACACCAACCAACUGAUUCAGGCCCUCAUCAAAGCUGGGAAGCCUUACCAGCUGCAGAUAUAUCCUCAGGAGCGCCACUGUCUGCGUCAGCUAGAUUCCAAUGAGCACUACGAGACAAAACUGCUGUCCUUCCUCCUCAAUCACCUAUGAUGGAGAUGGAACCUAGCCCAGCUUUAUGUGUGUGUAUAUGUGUGUGUGCACAUGUGUGUAUGUGUGUGUAUUUUGCCUUGUCUUGCCUUGCUUUACCUUGCUCUACUUUGCCCAACCCUACCCUAUCUUGGUCAGAUCCUCAGAAGUAUCUGGUGAUUUAAUAGAGACUGCAGCAAUACUAUGCCAAGUGAUUUAAAACAGUUUGUAAUUUUUUUAACUGCACAUUGAGUAGUGAUUGUGAUAAUUUUGUGAUGUUUUUACUGGACACAUGCUGACAGUGGACCAUUGAAUAUGAAGAAUGUGGUCACUGUUAUUAUAAUGAAAACAAAGAAAGGGUCACUGUGUGAUGACUUUAGAAUUGGUGAAGUUUGGUAGGAAGAUGGAAAUUUUAAUAUUGGCCUUGAUUUGUAAGACCAAAAUUUAGAAUUUUAUAGGAAUGCAAUCUAUGUAAUUUUUUCAGUCAUUCCUUUAUUAUUUUUUUUAGUCAGCUGCAGAGUUGUUACAAUUAGCUGUCAUUAUGGGUGCUUUUUAGUAUGAAAAAUAAUUGAUUAUUCAAAUUAUUAAACAAAAACUGUCACUUUAUGGUAUAUUGUGUGUGUGUGUGUGUGUGUGUGUGUGUGUGUGUGUGUGUGUGUAUGCGUGUGUGCGUGCGUGUGUGCGUGCAUGCGUGCGUACGUGUGUGCGUGAGUAUAACAGUCUUGAGUUGCCUCUGGAAUCAUGCACUGUUUGGCAAUAGACAUAAACUGUAAGUUUGCAAUAGAUUUUACAUGUGUAUAAAUCCUUUCCUUUCUGUCAGUGAAAAAUUCAAAUUAUAAAAGAGAUAUUCUAUAAACUUAUGUAAAAUCAGAAUUUUAUGACAUUUAAAUGAAACAUUUGAGGCUGGAUUUAAACAGGAAGGCUUCACAUAAAUCCUGCAUGUAUGAGGCCUCUCUAAGCUGACAUCACAUGUACAGUAUAUAACAAUGAAGUAAAUGAGUUUUCCAAAAGUAUGAUAACCAUUUAUUGCUACAAAGGAGGAGAAUUUUAUCUUCAUUAAAUCUACAGCUGUGUGUCACAAACAAAGGUU